Molecule: messenger RNA, 2447 nt
Organism: Aricia agestis (brown argus)
Lineage: Eukaryota; Metazoa; Arthropoda; Insecta; Lepidoptera; Lycaenidae
Product: putative inorganic phosphate cotransporter
Exons: 10
Coding region: 230-1831 (533 amino acids)
Biological process (GO): transmembrane transport; monoatomic anion transport
Molecular function (GO): transmembrane transporter activity
Source: RefSeq, a predicted model, not a curated record
ACUGCCCAGUGCCCAGCUUCUCUGUGACAAUAUUCGCCUAACAAUUCGCGCGUAUGCAGGCUUCAUAGACUGAUAACAGACGCCGCGGCCGCAUAGCUCUUGAUACUCGUGUGUUCAGUUCUAGUGUUCAAUAUGUAAACGUGUUCUGUGACGAGAAAAUUUCGGACGGGAACAGUGAAGACUUGUGAUCAAGCUUAAGUUUUUUGUUCGACUCGAUUUGUGGUAAAAAAUGGCGGAUAUCAACCAAGCGCAGGCGCACACCUUACUCGGACAGAAGACUGAAGUUCCGAAGAGGAAAGACACAGCACUGACAAGAACACUACGGUCAUGCUGCGUUAUCCCUCAACGAUAUAUCUUAGGUGUGAUGGGUCUGCUGGGCGUGUGCAACGCAUACACAAUGAGGGUGUGCCUGAACCUGGCGAUCACACAGAUGGUGAACCACACGAGUGCUGCUGGCAAACACUUUGACCCAGACGCUUGUCCGAGCGACGAUGUUGGUGGCAAUGGAACAACGGUUGCUCCGAGACCGUACGCAACAUUCGACUGGGACGAAAAAACGCAAGGUCUAAUUCUGAGUGGUUUCUACUACGGGUACGCUGCUACCCAGGUCCCAGGUGGCUACUUCGCCGAGAAGUUGGGAGGCAAGUGGACCCUGGGUAUUGGGCUACUCAGCACGGCUCUCUUCACCUUCCUUACACCUAUAGUCAUUAGAGUAGGAGGAGCUACGUGGCUUUUCAUCCUCCGAGUUCUGCAGGGGAUGGGAGAGGGUCCAACUAUGCCUGCACUCAUGAUCAUGUUAGCAAGAUGGGUGCCACCCCACGAAAGAUCCUUCCAAGGGGCUCUUGUUUUCGGAGGAGCACAGAUUGGCAACAUCUUCGGUUCCUUCAUGUCUGGUAUCUUGCUAUCUGAUGGUAGAGACUGGGCAUACGUAUUCUAUUUCUUCGGUGGAUUCGGAAUUCUGUGGUUUGUUCUGUGGAGUCUCCUCUGCUACAGCACACCGAACACCCACCCGUAUAUUUCCAAAAAGGAGCUGGCGUAUUUGAACAAGAACGUCACAACAGCUGAAGGCUCGACCAAGAAGGAUCCUGUGCCGUGGAAGGCUUUGCUGCGGUCAGCGCCUGUGUGGGCAUUGGUGUGGGCAGCGGUCGGCCAUGACUGGGGUUACUACACCAUGGUGACAGAUCUGCCCAAAUACUCCCACGACGUGCUGAAAUUCAACAUUGCGACUACGGGCACUCUGACAGCCCUACCGUACAUCGCCAUGUGGCUCAGCUCCUUCCUCUUCGGUUUUGUCUGCGAUUUGUGCAUCAAGAAGGGAUGGCACACCAUCAAAACUGGAAGAAUCAUUCACACGACCAUUGCCGCCACGGGUCCAGCUAUCUGCAUCAUCCUAGCCUCGUACGCCGGCUGCGACAGGACUGCCGCGAUGGUGUACUUUGUCUUGUCCAUGGCACUCAUGGGUGGUUUCUACAGUGGCAUGAAGGUUAAUGCUUUGGAUCUGUCUCCGAACUACGCUGGCUCUCUGACUUCGCUUGUAAACACCACAUCUACGUUUGCCGGCAUCAUCACGCCGUAUCUCAUAGGAUUAUUGACUCCUGAUUCAACACUUGCGCAAUGGCGCGUGGCUUUCUGGGUGUGCUUCGCAGUGCUGGUUGGCACCAACGUCAUUUACUGCAUCUGGGCUGACGGUGAGCAGCAGUGGUGGGACGAUGUGAGGAAAUUCGGAUAUCCCACCAAUUGGAAACAUGGAUCUCUCAUCAGGGAUGAUAAUGUGGAACAACCUGAAUCCGUGCAGCUGGCUAGCAAGAAGGUCAACGAAGAUGUAUACUAAGCUUUACUUUAAGCGAAUGGAUGCUUCUAAAUUAUAGAUUACUUGUUCUACAUUCAUGUAGACUAAAGGGUCAUCAAUAUAAGGGCAACAAGGGUUUAAAUAUAAUUGACUUUCAAUAACCUAGUGACAUUAUGUUAAUAUUAUUUGAAUACUUGAAAUUCAAGUUUGCAGUAAAAAUAUACUAUCUUAUCAUAAUAUCUAUUUUUUGUCACCAAUGAAAUUGGCGUUUAGUUAAUAUCGACUUCUCGAGUAUUGAUUUGAUAAAAAGUUGAUCCUUAAAGGAUGAUGCUUAAUAUUCCAUAAUUAUAAUCAAACAGUAGGUAAACUUAAUACUUUAAUAUUAAUACUAGUAUUUUAAGUGCAACUGUAUAAUGUUUUUAUACUUGUAUAAUAGUAAACUAUUGUUGACGAAAUAAGUGCAAACCAAACUGUGAAUGUGUUAUAUUAUUAGAGUGAUGGCUUUUGUUAUCAUAUCAUAAUUGUGCCAUGUUUAUUUUAGAUUUUAGUAUACACUAUUGCAUGAAUGGAUAGAAAAUGUAAUGAAGAAUUACUGAUGAUUAUUAUUUACCUGUGUCUUAGUCAAAUACAUAGUUAUUAUGUACCAUUUCAAUAAUAU